AUUAGAUACAGCAAAUACGCGUCUAGGCUGAUCAACGUGCCCUGUUCCGAUCGUUUGAUAACUUAUAACCGUUUUUCAACCCAACGAUCAAAUUUCGGUUAAAUUUAGGGGCUAGUUACGUGAUUAAAAUUUUAUUAAUUUCACCAGUUUCUAAUGUUUUGCGCAAAUUUAUGUAUACCUACAUAAAUACGACAUCGAGGAAAUUGUCUUUUCUUUUUUUCUUUAAAGUUCGCUGAUGUAGAAAAGUAUUCUUUCUGUAUUCUUUGUCGCAGACUUUGUUCGAUAGGAUUAACCGAAUGCGCGUCUAUCUUGCAUUUUUCACGAUAUCGAUAUACCGGAAACUACAUGUGUAUGACAUGCGUACUCUAUCGAUAUUGCGUGUUUUUUUCAAUCGGUAUAAACAUGUACUCCUCUUACACGUAUCGAAUCAUCAAAGAAUUGAAAAUAUAUCGUCGCUCGUGUUAUUGAAUACAUUAAAAGAGAUGUACGAAUAGAUAAAUGGAACAAUUGGAAGAAAGAAACUUUAUUUGGCGCAUUCCAAAUGGAAUUAUCGAACGUUCUGUUUUAUCGACAGUAUAACGAUCGAAAGGAAGAGUAGUAACUGUUACGUCACGAUCUAUCGAAAGAAAAGCGAUUAUGUCAGAGGGUCACCGUGUCAAGUUUAUUAUGUUAAUUUUCAAACAUUGAUCGCUGUUUAUUAUCACCAUUUAACACGAUACAAUUACGUACUAUUUUAUUUAUAAUCGUGUAAAAUGUUUAUCGAUGUUAUUUCAGUGAAAUAACUGAAGGCUUUUAAGGAUCGACUCACUUGUUUGCGUGAUGCGGGUUAUUUUCCCAGUUUUGAAAAAUUCCAAAAUUUAAAAAGUCCAGAAUUAAAGAGUUUGAUAAAUUCACAAAGUCCUAAAGUUUCAGUUUUGGAAACGAUCGCUUUUAUCGAUCCGCACAUUUGUAAUGCGAAUUUUAAAAGAAAGAGAAGCUUACGCUUCAAUAUUUAACGCGACCUGUCCAAAUUCAGCUCGUGACCCAGCAGUAGAUCGGGACUCAAUCUUUGACCUGAACUGUUCUUGGGCGCACCGAUUAUAUCCGAAGGCAUCGAUUUCAAAUGAAAUAUUUCCUCGAGCUUUUAUGUAGUUCUAUCUAAUCGUUAGUUUUCAUCGGAUCGCAAAAUACACGCCGCAGUAAUGUAAUAAAGAAAAGGACUAAAACACGUGUUACUGUUCGUUCACGUUGUAUUGUAAUAUCGAUUUACGUCAUAAUUGCUUAUUACGUAGAUCACGCGUAUAAUCGCAAAUGGCAGAACAGGUAUGUUGAAAAGCUGCGUUGUUGAUUGGUCUAUAGAAUGUAAUUUAGUUUAUGUACAUAUGUAGAAAUUAUUUUCGUCGGCAAUCGAUUAAUAACUUCCAACCAACUUGUAAUUGAAAAACAGUCCAUGUCUUCCCGGUGAUACAUACUUUCAGUUUGACACGAUUUUCUUCUACACUCACCGAUUUUGUUAUUUGUACGUUUUCUAUACAGAUAAUGACGAUGAUUGUUGCAAAGAAUUAUCCUUCAGUUCAGGUCCGGUCAUGCGUUGAUAGUAGGUUAAGUAAAGAAGCUGAAAGCUUGCGGUAAGCGAUGCAAACUUCACGAAUCGUGUUUUACGCUUGUCGUUUGAAAGCUGAAGAAAGAAAAAAGUGUAGCGAGAUUUAGGGAAAGGAAGCGACGAUUGGGAAAGUUAGACAGCUUCGAUCUUACGAUCGAACUCGGCGUGUUAUUAAAUCUUCUACCUUUUUUCGCAGCAGCUUUGUCAAGUUACGAUUUCGAUGGCGCAGCUAAAUAAACGCUGCAUCAGCUGAUACAGGCGGGAAAUUCAAAGACCGCUGUUUUCUUUCGAUAAUCGUAUGCGACUCCUCGGUAAAAGAAAAGUUGAUUUAUUGGUAGGAAAAUAGUUAUAAUUCAGGUUUAUCUCUGCAUAUAAACGCAUAAAGAGUGCACGUUGCUCCAUAAAAGUUUAAAGUACGUUGAAGAGUGCUAUGGAAACUCGGUUGUUAAACGAAACUUCGCUUCUCGAGGAACAGGUAUUAUAAUUAUAUAAUUAUAUAACACGCAUCUAUAUUCGGGCACAGCGGAGAAUGAAUGGUAGUUACGUGAAUCGACCUGAAAUUAAUUGGUAGCUAACGAAGUUGGACAGAAAUAAAGAUCGCAGUGACAUGGUUUGUUUGCUCUACGUCAAAUUGUCGAUGCGUGGUUCUAUUUCACGCCACUCGUACAUAACGCCCUCUCGAUGUUACGAGUAUUAACAAAGUAGAAAAUGAAAAGAAGCGUAGAAAACGAUCGCUCGGUCGAUUAUAUUGAUCUUAGAAAAUUGUGAUCAGUGAAAGAGAGGGAAGUUGUUUUUUCUCUCGAAUUCGAACGUAUUGUAAUUGCGAUUUUUAUUCGAUAAUCCGAUUCGUUCAGGUAGCUUUUAGUGUCGCGUAAUAUACUAACGCGUGAUAAGAAGCGAUCAUUAUCGUCCGCUUUCAACGCAUCGGGAUUUGCUAGACGUUCAUCCGGCAACAGCUCAGGUGACCUAACCUUGAAAAGGCGGAGCGGAAGCAGAGCUCUGAAACGCGUUACUAUGCUAUCUGGCUACAUGACACCCUCUUAUAUGGGCCGCGAUGAAUUUCUUUCUAUACGGAUUUUCAACGACAAUCAAGAAGGUUGCAUAGAAGGAGUUUCUAUAAUUAUACUUUUGUUCCGAUAACUCCUAAGGUCUAAGGCGAUACAGGCGAUAAGGUGAUUAUCGAAAAUCUUUUCUUUCGUUAUUUUUCAAUGGCGAAUUGAAUUCCUUCGUGUCAGGUUACGAAAAUUGUGAAUUUUUUGAAUUGGGGCAAAACCAGUAGAUUACGCGACAAUACAUAUGUGUAUAGCAUUACAGCUGUAUACUAAAAUGCUUUUCUCGCUAACAACUAUCCCCGAAGAGUAUCGCUGCUUGAUACGUAUCGAGCACGAUGGGUAUUUAAAUUCUCGAACUUUUUAAUAGAACUGUUUUACUUGUUAGUCGACGCGUGACAGUUGUUUAUGAUGCUCAAAGAGUCUUAUAGAAAUUUUGUUGGAAGAAAAAGAAAGCGAGUAAUAGUAGUUGAGUCCGAAGAAGAAUCGUGAGAAGAAAGGGUUGAACAAUAGGGGGGAGUCGUCUCGAAGAGAACGUAGCCAGGUGCGAUAUGAAUCGACGACAGACGAUUCUCGAGAGACACGAGUUUUUUCUUUUCCAUAAACAGCGAGAAGUUUCAAUCGAGAGAAUAGUAGAUCGAUCGAGCUCACUGCCGACCUUGAUGACCUAAAAAGCGGCUCUCCGCUCGGCAGAAUCGAUUCGUCAGGAUGACGGUACUUCGUGGCUAAAGGAUACUGUUCGUUCAACUUGGUGAUUCGAGCAGAACAAUCUACCGAAUCAUCAGAAGAGAGGUGCAUCUUCUGUAUUGUCCCUCCUUCGGUGGAGAGGGAAAGAAGGUCGAGUUUCCGAGAGCAAGAAACGAUAUAUGUAUAAAUAAAACAGUGUAAGAGGAAAGGAUUUUAAAACGGGGGAGAGACUGAGCGAAGAAAGGUUUCGAGCGAAAUCGGAAAUAAGGGAGCGGUGAAAGACGGGUGGUGGAAGAUUGAGAAAAGAGAAGCGAAAAAUGACAGGCAGUCGCAAUAGCGAAAUAGAUCCGGAAGUGAGGGUACACGGUGACGGUGGAAAACAUACGGUUCAUUGGUUUCGCAAAGGUCUCAGACUUCACGACAAUCCUUCGUUGAGGGAAGGUCUCGCCGGUGCCUCCACCUUUCGGUGCGUCUUCGUUUUGGACCCAUGGUUCGCUGGAAGCACCAACGUUGGCAUUAACAAAUGGAGGUUCUUGUUGCAAUGUUUGGAGGAUCUCGAUUGUUCGUUGAGGAAACUGAACUCCAGACUGUUCGUGAUACGAGGUCAACCAGCCGAUGCCUUACCGAAAUUGUUUAAAGAAUGGGGCACGACGAACUUGACUUUCGAGGAGGAUCCAGAACCAUUUGGACGUGUUCGAGAUCAUAAUAUCUCGGCACUCUGUAAGGAGCUCGGUAUCUCGGUGGUCCAAAAGGUCUCGCAUACUCUCUACAAGUUGGACGAGAUUAUCGAGAAGAACGGAGGAAAGCCGCCAUUGACGUAUCAUCAGUUUCAAAAUGUUGUUGCCUGCAUGGAUGUACCGGAACCACCGGUGCCGACAGUCACUUUCGCCUGCGUAGGAUCCGCUUACACCCCAGUGAAAGAAGAUCACGAUGACCAUUAUGGUGUUCCUACGCUCGAGGAACUCGGAUUCGACACAGAAGGAUUAUUACCACCCGUAUGGGUUGGGGGCGAGAGCGAAGCGUUAGCGCGGCUGGAACGGCAUUUAGAGAGGAAGGCUUGGGUAGCCAGUUUCGGAAGACCGAAAAUGACCCCGCAAUCUUUAUUACCCAGUCAAACGGGUCUUUCGCCUUACUUGCGAUUCGGAUGUCUCAGCACCAGACUUUUCUAUUACCAGCUCACCGAUUUGUACAAAAAGAUUAAGAAAGCUGUACCACCACUUUCUUUACACGGUCAGCUUCUGUGGCGCGAAUUCUUUUACUGCGCGGCUACGAACAAUCCAAACUUCGAUCGAAUGCAAGGAAAUCCAAUUUGCGUGCAGAUCCCUUGGGACAAGAACAUCGAGGCGUUGGCCAAAUGGGCAAACGGUCAAACGGGAUUUCCAUGGAUCGAUGCGAUCAUGACUCAGCUAAGGGAAGAAGGUUGGAUCCAUCACUUGGCUAGACACGCUGUCGCUUGUUUCCUGACCAGGGGUGACCUUUGGAUCUCCUGGGAAGAAGGAAUGAAGGUAUUCGACGAACUUUUGUUGGACGCUGAUUGGUCCGUUAAUGCAGGAAUGUGGAUGUGGUUAUCGUGUAGUUCGUUUUUCCAGCAGUUUUUUCAUUGUUACUGUCCAAUAAGAUUUGGUAGGAAAGCCGAUCCAAACGGUGAUUACAUCAGGCGAUAUUUACCAGUUUUGAAAAAUUUUCCUACGAGAUACAUUCACGAACCAUGGAACGCGCCGCUUAGCGUUCAACGAGCGGCGAAAUGUAUUAUUGGAAAGGACUACCCGUUGCCAAUGGUAAAUCACAGCAAGAGUUCGAGAAUCAACAUCGAGAGAAUGAAGCAGGUCUAUCAGCAGUUAAACAAGUAUCGUGGGAAUGGAGCUCCCAUUAAAGGUUUAUUGAACACGUUAUCGCCUCCAGUGACGAAAGGAAACGAGGAGGAAAAGAAAAAGCAGGUGCAAUCUCCCUCACCUUCUGAAAAUCAAUUGAAAAUGGAAACUCUUGCCAAAACGACGCAGCAGCAGCAACAACAGCAACAGCAGCAACAGCAGCAACUCCAGCAACCACACCAUCAUCAACAUCAACACCAAUAGCGGCAAUUACAGCGAGAUUGUAGCGAUAAUCACGCGAUAUUUCGGAAAGACAAUUUGUUUAAUGUGUCGUUAUUUAUUUUUUUUUCUUUUCGACACGAAAUUGCUACAGAUUGUACGCGUUAUUUAUCGCUACAACCAUUUUGCGAUGAUUGGAAAAUGUUCGAGAAAGAGUAUGUUUGGGAAUCUUAAAUGAAUGUGAAAUCGUUGUUUUAGUAUUCGGUGAUCGGUUGUGUAAUACUAACGUGAUCGAUACCGCAUAAAACAUUUCUACGAUGGAUUUCGGUAUGUUUAUGAAUGCAAAGAGUUACGCGAAUUUUAUAUUCUUAUUGUUGUACAUAAAUAGAUUUUUCAUGUAAAUAUGAACGACGUUUGUUAUUUAAUUGAGAUGCCAGUAUUAGUUUCAACUCCUACCUAACGUCGUCUAUAAUGUAUACUACUUUCAUGAAGAAUAAUUUCGAUUAAAUUGUCAAAUUCGACUA
Megachile rotundata (alfalfa leafcutting bee) is the source of this 5872-nucleotide messenger RNA. It is a transcript of the gene phr6-4, whose product is annotated as (6-4)-photolyase. The record is from RefSeq and is a predicted model, not a curated record. Gene Ontology annotation, molecular function: FAD binding; DNA binding. Gene Ontology annotation, cellular component: cytoplasm; nucleus. Gene Ontology annotation, biological process: circadian regulation of gene expression; negative regulation of DNA-templated transcription; entrainment of circadian clock by photoperiod. NCBI's taxonomy places the organism in Eukaryota, Metazoa, Arthropoda, Insecta, Hymenoptera, Megachilidae.